Messenger RNA from Phanerochaete carnosa HHB-10118-sp, 2372 nucleotides. RefSeq lists its product as uncharacterized. Gene Ontology annotation, molecular function: protein binding. Lineage: Eukaryota; Fungi; Basidiomycota; Agaricomycetes; Polyporales; Phanerochaetaceae. The transcript is spliced from 5 exons. The record is from RefSeq and is a predicted model, not a curated record. The coding region runs from base 359 to 2140 and encodes 593 amino acids.
GGUUCCGCGACCCCGCGUACGACUAGCAUACCGUCUUUGGUGCCCUGUGCCGCCCAGUGAUCGGCACCGCCUCUAAGAUUGGCUCGCUUCCGUGGAUGGAAUGAGCUCGCACUGAUCACUAUAACUUCCCCACAUAUAUUUUUGAGUGGUCAUCUGUUACCACUCGCUGUCGAGCCUAUACCACGCACUACCUAUCCCAACUAUGACGAUGACACGCUCGACGCCAUCGCUUUUAACCUCGACGGAGCCGCGGACUGCGGCCGCUGCCAAAGUCUACAUCGGCCAUAUACAGCUCAGGGAUGUAGUUAUAUGUCCUCACGAACGCGGGAUCGUGAGCUAUCCGAGCGGCAAGGCUAUCAUGGAACACGACAUUCUUGUUCCGAAUGCUGCACCACGCCGCAUUGCAGACCUAUCUUUCCAGCCAAACUCGCUAUCCUCCCUUGUACUUGACAAUGGGGAUACUUUGCUCGCUGUCGGCGGACAAGAAGCAGAGUUGCAUCUGUCCCUCUACGGAUCUCCACCAUCCUACUCUAGUGGCGGCAGCCUAGCUGCUCGUGAACCCGCGCAUCGGUUUGGUCGACAGCGAUGGAAGACCGAAGUAACCCUCGAGGGCGCUUCUAUUAACAACUCGGUGCUUCUGACGUCUCUCAGCUUGACUGGCUCAAACGAGAGCAGCGCGGAGCCACGAAUAGUUGUCAGCAAUAACGACCGUACUGUGAAGUUCUUCGACAUUGCGACACGGAGCGUGAAGCACAACGAUCAACGCCUGUCCCAUGCAGGACACCUUCGCCUGGACGUGGCUGUCAACCACUCUUCAAUAUCGCCGGAUGGCCGGACCUUGCUCUCUGUGGGAGACUCGCCCGAUGUCUUCCUGCACCGGAUAACGGGAGGUGCCCGCAUCACCUUUUCACACAUGAUGAAGCUCUCGCUCUCACGAUAUAUCAAUUUUAUCCCGUCAUACAGCUAUGGCUUGGUAACACCAUACUCCGCCGGCACGCCUGUACCUGCAUCGUUCUCGACAGCAUUCUCAGCUAACGGCUCAAAAUUCGCGGUGGCGUCGCAGGAAGGAGUAGUUGUGGUGUGGGAUGUAAGGAGCUCCAAGCCGCUGAAGGUCAUACAAACUGACAAGGAGAGGCCAACAAAUACCGCUGGGUCACAUGGUAACGGUGGCGCCAGUGGGUGGAUCUCUGAGCCCCCCUUUGACUGGGCUCAAGGGUCUCAAAAAGCACCAGGCUGGGGGGUACGCAGUGUCAAGUUUAGCCCACGCGGUGUCGGCCGCGAAGUCAUGACAUUCACCGAGCACACCUCAUUAUUGCACGUCGUCGAUGCUCAAACUUUCGAGACGGAAGAGAUCAUUCGCGUGCCUCCCUUCGACUCGCCUCCGGCAACGCGACCCAUCACGGUGCGUCAACGGUCAGAUUCGCCGGCCUCGAUAUCAUCACGAUCGACUGUGGAACGCGCGCAUAUGUCCUCAUCGCAACUCCCACCGCCACCUCGGAUCAUGCUUUUCAGCGGUGCGCUAGAAGACACCUUCCGUAUACCCUCCAUUGACACCACAGGCCGCCGUCGACAACGAAUUCACGGCGCGCCCGAAGACGAUAGCGAAGGCAUCGUUGUCAUCCCGCCUCUUGGUGACCGUGAAGUCGAUGAUGACGUGCGGAGGCUGAUUGAGGGCCGGCAUGCUAUUACUCUGCGUAUUCGUGGCGCGUCACACCCAGACGACGAAGACGGUGGCCGAGACGACACCCGGGAAGAUGAAAUGGAUGUGGAUGAGCUCGAUCCAGACUGUGUCUCAUCAUAUAGCCCGUCUCGUGCAGCGUCUCCCACACCCUCUCCCGGUCCCUCAUCCGCACCGUCCGGCUCCGGGCUUUCGCGCUUCGACCCCGUGCGUCGUGCCGGUCUUCUUGAGCGGCGCGAGUCAGCGAGCCCGUACCUUGCGCGACGAGGGUCUUCGCAAGGCCUGCGCCGGCAUCAGCGCCGCGGCGACACCGCCGGCGACAUCGAGAUCGACCAAGAUCUUGCGGGCACGUGUUUCGAUCCCUCGGGCGAGUAUAUCUACGUGGGCGCCAUGGGCGGAAUCGCGGAGUGGAAGGUGCGCGGCGCUGAGCAGCGCUGGUGGUCAGAAGCUACCUUUGCUUGAUGUGCCCUAUCCUUGCACUGACGAUCCUGACGACCUAUGUCAUGAUGCACGUUUCUCUCUUCUUUCUUACCACCUCCACUGGGGGUUCCCUCUUUCCAGUUUACAUACGGACAAUCCGUGUCCCAUAUCGUGUUCUAUACCAACGUUAUCCCACAUCUCCUCAGCUUGUGUUUUAUUGCUGUCUAGUUAUCUCUGGCACUCAUCUGUACGAUACAUAUCUCCUCGCCUUCCC